AUGCAUUCAGAUUUGUCCCUCACCAAGAACUCUGCUUUAAAAGGGAUUUAUUCUCUGGUUGGAUUGGCAGCAGUGAAUUUUCUGUUGCUUCCAGGAAUCUGCCUCCUCAACCUGUCGGAUGCGUCUAAUGCUGAACCAUCUGUCCCUGUUUCAAAGGACAACAACCCAAAAACACUACUCCUGGUCUGGGGUUUGAAGGGAAGAAAACCUCCUGAUUGCUGGGAAUACUUUCGAAUCAGUGGGUGUACAAUCACUGGAGACAGGAGAAGGUACAACGAGGCUGAUGGUGUGCUCAUGCGGCACUGGGAUGUAGUCCGUGAUAAAGAAGCUCCGCUCCCUCUGGAGCCACGACUACCUGCGCAAAAGUGGAUAUGGCUCAACUUUGAGUCUCCCACAUUUUCUCUGCGACUGUGGGAAUAUGAAGGUAUUUACAACCUCACACUGACCUUCCGAGAAGACUCUGAUAUCCUUGCGCCUUAUGGGUCUUUAAUCCCAAAUGUGUUAUCAGAUACAUUUCCUCAAGCUCGUUUUGCACAUCGACUCAAAUCCUCCUCGGAUCCUCGUCCUGGCUUUGUGGCCUGGGUGGUCAGCCACUGGACAGAUGAUUUGGAGCGUGUGCACUUCUACAACCAUCUUAAAGAGUACAUAAAAAUUGACAUUUUUGGAGGUGCAGGGACCAUCUUACCAGAAGGCAAAGGCAGUGUGGUUAAAAUGAUCAGACAGUACCGCUUUUACCUGGCCUUCGAGAACUCUCAGCACACCGACUACAUCACAGAGAAGCUGUGGAACGCAGUGCGCGGCGGCGCCAUCCCGGUGGUCCUGGGUCCGUCCAGGAAGAACUACGAGCGCUUCCUGCCCCCCGAGGCCUUCAUCCACGUUGAUGACUUCAACACAGUGCAGGAGCUGGCCCAAUACCUGCUGAAAGUGAAGGACAGUCCAUCUCUGAUCACCAUGCACCUCAGCUGGAGGAAAGACUACAGUCUGUACUUUGCCACGUGGGAUGAACACUAUUGCACAGUCUGCAAGGUGGUGCGGAUGAGGAAAGGCAAGAUUGAUGUGGUCAAAAAUCUUACAGCAUGGUUUUAUUCAUGA
Salarias fasciatus (jewelled blenny) is the source of this 1092-nucleotide messenger RNA. RefSeq names its product alpha-(1,3)-fucosyltransferase 4-like. Lineage: Eukaryota; Metazoa; Chordata; Actinopteri; Blenniiformes; Blenniidae. Bases 1 to 1092 code for a protein of 363 amino acids. Gene Ontology annotation, cellular component: membrane. The record is from RefSeq and is a predicted model, not a curated record. The transcript has a single exon. Gene Ontology annotation, molecular function: alpha-(1->3)-fucosyltransferase activity.